AUGCAUACUCCAAAAGAGAAUAUUUUGCAAAACAACACUGCACCUGCUGAGUUCAUCCUGAUGGGUCUGUCUGAGGACCCCAACCUGCAAAGUGUUUUCUUUUUCACUUUCCUGGCAAUCUAUAUCAUGACCCUGGCAGGAAACCUUCUCAUCAUUCUCCUUACAUUGGCUGACCCUGCUCUUCACACACCCAUGUAUUUCUUCCUGAGAAACCUGUCCUUUUUGGAGAUCUGCUACACAUCAGUCAAUGUCCCCAAGAUGCUAGGAAACCUACUCUCCGGGGGGAAAUCCAUCUCUUUCAUCAGUUGUGCCCUGCAGACCUAUUUUACUUUCUUGCUUGGUGGGUCAGAGUGUUUCCUCUUGGCUUCCAUGUCUUACGAUCGUUACAUUGCCAUUUGCAAACCUUUGCGCUACCAUAUCCUGAUGAACCGAAGAGCCUACACAAGUCUAGCUCUUGCAUCUUGGUUAAGUGGGUUGGUGAUGUCCUUUGGUCACACCAGCAUGGUUUUUACUUUGCCCUUUUGUGGGUCCAAUGUGAUCAACCACUUCUUCUGUGACAUCCCCCCUUUACUAAAAUUGGCUUGUGGCGACACCUCUAAGAGGGAAAUUGCAGUCUUUGCCAUGACCAUGAUAUUUGGGACUUGUCCCUUUAUCCUGAUUUUGAUGUCUUAUACUGGAAUCAUUGCUGCCAUUUUAAGGAUCUCAUCCUCUGAGGGCCGGAAGAAAACCUUCUCUACCUGUUCUUCACACCUCAUGGUCGUGACUUUAUUCUAUGGGUCAGCUUGUUUUACCUACUUGAAGCCUAAUUCCACUUAUUCACCAAAUACUGACAAAUAUAUUUCACUUUUCUAUACUGUCAUUAUUCCCAGUUUGGAUCCUGUCAUAUAUAGCUUCCGGAAUAAAGAGGUGAAGGAUGCCCUAAGGAGAAUUUGGGAGAGAAAACCUUUUGGAUAAUUAAAGAGCAUGGCCAUACCAGAUGGUAUCCAUAUCAGACUGAACCCAGGGGAGAAUCACAUCACUGCAGACUUUCUAACUUGGUUAUUUGGUGAGUUGGCACUCAUUUAAAA
Messenger RNA from Hemicordylus capensis (graceful crag lizard), 1067 nucleotides. RefSeq names its product olfactory receptor 10A2-like. The coding region runs from base 1 to 954 and encodes 317 amino acids. The record is from RefSeq and is a predicted model, not a curated record. Gene Ontology annotation, molecular function: G protein-coupled receptor activity; olfactory receptor activity. Lineage: Eukaryota; Metazoa; Chordata; Lepidosauria; Squamata; Cordylidae. Gene Ontology annotation, biological process: G protein-coupled receptor signaling pathway. The transcript has 2 exons. Gene Ontology annotation, cellular component: membrane.